Phragmites australis (common reed) is the source of this 920-nucleotide messenger RNA. RefSeq lists its product as uncharacterized. Lineage: Eukaryota; Viridiplantae; Streptophyta; Magnoliopsida; Poales; Poaceae. The transcript has a single exon. The record is from RefSeq and is a predicted model, not a curated record. Bases 123 to 692 code for a protein of 189 amino acids.
GCAGCCUCGCAGCACAUCUCGCGGCACCGAAAGGCCCAAACGCACCCGCACCACGCGCAGUCACUACUGUGCCAACGGGGCGGCUUGCGCUCUUCCAGCAGCUUAUUACCGUCCCUCGCGCCAUGGGCAACUUCGUGUCGUGCACGAUGGCGAGGGAGGCCGGCGGGAUUGGGGGCGCCAGGAUCGUGCUCCCCGACGAGCGGGUGCGGCAGGUGCUUCUACCGGCGACGGCGGCCGAGCUGAUGCUCGAGGCGCCGGGCCACUUCCUGGCGGACGCCCGCGCGCUGCGCCCGGGCCGGCGGAUCGAGGCUCUCCCGGCUGACGAGGAGCUCCAGCGAGGGAUUUUGUACACUGCGCUCCCCAUGAAGCGCCUCGGCGCGCCCGCGACGCCGGGCGACGUGGCGCGCCUGGCCGCAGCGGUGGUUGCCAGCGGGGAGAAGGCACGGAGGAGGAGAUCGGCGUCGUCGCCCGCCGCCACGGCCAAGGUUGCCGCCGUCGUGGCUUCCGUUGCAGUGGAGGAGGACGCGCCGAGGCCGAGGGCGCCGAAGCUGGACGAGAUGACCGUUGACGACGCGGCAGCCGCGGCGGAGAUCGAGGAUCUUAAGCAGCGGCUGAGCGGCGGCGGGCGGCGGUCGAGGCGGCCGACGCUGGAGACCAUACAGGAGGAGAACUACGCGCCAGCGAGGUGCUGAUGCAAGUCAAGCAAACAGAGAAUGGCAAAGGCCUCCUUCUCGCAUAGGGUCUUUUUCCUUAUUUGGUUCUUCCCUAUUUACCUUGUGUAAAACACCAGUACUCUGUUUUUCCGGUGCCACUUCUUUUUCCAUUUAUUUUGUAGAGUGGAAAGAGGGAGCAUGAGUUAGAUAAAAAAAUUUAAAAUGAUUAACAAAAAUGAAGAAAAAAUGAGGAAUUCGCGUACCGUA